Messenger RNA from Bolinopsis microptera, 629 nucleotides. Its product is annotated as 30 kDa salivary gland allergen Aed a 3-like. The transcript is spliced from 4 exons. The record is from RefSeq and is a predicted model, not a curated record. Bases 16 to 372 code for a protein of 118 amino acids. NCBI's taxonomy places the organism in Eukaryota, Metazoa, Ctenophora, Tentaculata, Lobata, Bolinopsidae.
UUUGGUAUAAUCAAAAUGAAAUUCUUCCUCAUCGCUAUCCUCAUGGGCCUGAUGGUUGUUGGGAUCCGCUCAGAUGGUGAAGAUGCUGGAGGUGAAGAUGCUGGAGGUGAAGAUGCUGGAGGUGAAGAUGCUGGAGGUGAAGAUGCUGGAGGUGAAGAUGCUGGAGGUGAAGAUGCUGGGGGUGAAGAUGCUGGAGGUGAAGAUGCUGGAGGUGAAGAUGCUGGAGGUGAAGAUGCUGGAGGUGAAGAUGCUGGAGGUGAAGAUGCUGGAGGUGAAGAUGCUGGAGGUGAAGGUGAAGGUGAUGAUGACAGUAGUGCACUUAGCAUGUCCAUCGCCGCAGUUCCUCUUCUCAUGGCCGUCCUUCGUUUAUAAAAAUCUCAACUCGAUCGAAAUCACGGAAAACAUGCGACUCUGACUAAGCAAAGAAUCUUAAAAACCUUGGAGUUAUUUUUUCAAGAAGGAACUCCUUUAUAUUUUGAUGAGGCUUAUUGCAACAUCAUUUUGAAUGCCGUGAUUGAAAUAAGAAACUGAAUCAAACGACACGCUUUGUUUCUUUUUAGAAUUUUGAAUAAUUGUCAGUUAUGUAAUAAACCGUUAGCAUAGAAUGUUUAUCUUAUAUUUUGUUUCUA